GCGGAAGCAGAGCGUCAGUCGGUCUGCUGGCACACCGAGCGGUUGCAGCGGCUUCUUCUUCUGCUCCUUUAUUCUUCACAGGUAUCUCACGUCCUUCCUCACCAGAACAAGUCACCUGGAUUAAAAAGUAAAUAAAAACACAACAAAAAAACAAAGAAAAGAAGAAAAAAACCCAAUCUUUUUUCUUUCGACGUGCAUGAGAGGUGGAAGGAGAGCAGCUACAACAGAAGAGACAUGGGAGCGUUCAGAGUGCUGCUGGGGAGUUUACAUUACAUGGGACUCUACAUGCAACUUAGUGUCUCCACGAGGCAAGCUGGACACGGCGAGGUGGAGAACCACAUCUCUGGGAACGCCAUGUUCACAGAGGUGCCUCAUGAUAUGACUGCUCAGAAGGGUCAGGAUGUGGAGAUGGCGUGCUCCUUCAGAGGGGCGGGGACGCCCUCGUAUUCACUGGAGAUCCAGUGGUGGUACAUCAGGAACCAUCUUGACUGGACGGACAGACAACCCUGGACCACCAAUGAAGUGGCUCCUGAGGAGGAGAUGCCAAAGGAUGCUACAAAGAUAAGUGUUGUGAAGGUUGUAGGAAGCAACAUCUCGCAUAAACUCCGCCUCUCCCGGGUCAAGCCGUCUGACGAGGGCACCUACGAGUGCCACGUUAUCGACUUCAGCGACGCCGCGGGUGCCCGCCACCACCGCGUCAGGGCCUACCUGCAGGUGGUGCCAGAGAGCGACAUCCCCACCAGCAACCGCAACGACAACUUCGAGGCCCUGGACGACACCAAGGGCGACGACGCCGAGUCUCACGCCGGCGCCAAAGAGCACGCCCACGGCCAUCACCAGAACCACGGGCACCACCAGGAGAAGGGCAAGCGGCCCUCGUCACCGGCCCACCACGGCCACAGCCACAGCGGCAGCAGUCAGCAGCAGAAGGCGGGCAGAGAGCUGAGGAAGAGGGACGCGGACAGUAACCGCAAUGACUGCACCAACGAGCCGAGCUGCGCGCCGUAGACGCUGGCUCAUUACACCCGAGUGAUAGAUUACGCGAGGAUUGCGUAACGUGACGCGUGUCACAGCAUGAAAAGCUAUUCUUCCCACACAGCUCCAAAUCGAGAAUCUCUAGAAAUGUACAGUGUAGGGCUUGUUCAGAGCACGGUGCUGUAAAAUGUGCUGGGAAAUGUAGCUUUUUCCUGCUGUGCGUGGGUCUGUCAGUAAAGGCUUGCUUUACGACAUUCAGCAGGGGGUGUGGGGUGGGGGGGGGGGGGGGUCACUUGUCUUGCUAUUUACCCAUGUUCCACUCUUGUACUUUAGAUACUGUAAAUGACAACCCUGCUUUCAGGCUCAUACUUCUUCCACUGCCUUACUCUCUCAUUUGAUACACACUCAGUAUAUUCGACUUUUUGUAACUGGGUCUGUGCCCCAGUGCGAGCAAGUUCCUUUUAUUCUGAGGGUGCACUGAGUGACAUCAAACCAGUCAGUAAUUCUUCCCUGGAAAUCUUGUCGGAGAUUGCAAAAUCUGUGUGCAUCCGAAAUUCAGCAAUUUAUUCUGUGUUUACUCCCGGAGGGGGGGGGGGGAGAAAACAUGCUUCCUUCAGCAGAAACUCAUCAAGGACAGAUACGGCCUCAAUUCAUUCGUGUUGGAGUAAACACAGUGGCAAAAACAAAAAAUCCCAGUGUGGGAUUUUUUGUUUCCCCACAUUUGUGCGCAAUUCAAACAGAGCACAUCACAGGCUGUGUUUUCACCCCACCUGUUUUGGAAAGCCAUGAAAGAAUCAAAAUCUGUGCCACUAAAAGAAUCUGGCGUGCCUCUGAAUCCACUCUGCGACAAGAAAUCUACGGGAGAAAUGUGAUCUUGGUGCAAGAUACUUUUUUGGAAGAGUAGUGCUGUAGUCCUAUCCCAGCUUUAGUUCCCUUAUUCCGAUGCUCCGGCCCAGCGCUCAAUCAUUUAACAAGCCUCAAUCCUCUCCACUACAAGCCUCUAAUCCGCUCUGUAUAUAUGACUGUAUAAUGUGAAAUAAAGUGCAUGUUCAGACAUUUUCUUAAAAACUUUUUCAACCAACCAUACACAAAGACAGUGUGUUAGUUAACAUUUGUUUUCAUUUAUUUGUUUGGUUCAUUUAAAAAAAAAAAAAAAGUUCUGAAUCUUAAUUUCUUUUUUGGAAGUCUUGUCCAAUAGAAAUUUUAUUUACUCAGCAGCUUUCAGUUGCUUUACUGCUCUCCAGAAGUGCUGUACAGACAGAUGAAUGACAUGUUCUCUUCAUAGCUGCUCAGAAAGGGGUUUCCCUUUAUGUAUCUUAGUACUUAAGCAGUGUUUCUCAAAACUACUGUGCUGUAUGUGCAGGGCUGCAAACAUGAGUGUUGCCGUGUUUUAAUGAGCUUUGAACAUAGGAUUCAUUUUGUGCAGUUUGGGACUGGGUGUGUGUGGGGGCGGGGGGGGGGGUCUGAGAGGAUGUGAGAGGCUAUUUCACCUCUGUCAAUUUUGUAACUCGAUGAGGAUCUCUUGGUUUAGAUGCUUGCGUGAAGUGCAGGGCAACGCUUCGCUCUGAGGGGAUCUAAUGGGACAAGGUGAAUGGGGGUCACGUUGUGGAUAAAGGCCCCGGGCAGCGAGGGGCGAGAAGUAGGAGGAAAAUGUUGUUAGUGAAACACUGAAAUUGUCUGUUCACACUGCCUCAAAAUACAGCCUGUGUCUCAAGGCCAUGCGGGGGCUGUACUUCUCCGCUGUGUUAUCCAUCAGACGAACUGCAGCGCUCCUGUUAUCGUUGCCCGGUGGACUGGCAGGAUGCUUUACUAACAGGGGAGUCAUCAGUGGGAUUGUUUUUUUUUUUUUUUCAAUAAGUAACUUUGAUUUGAUGUUUUGUAAAGAACAGAUCACUGUAAAAAAAAAAAAAAAUACUAAAAAAAAGAGGUAUAAUGUACAUUUCUUCUAGAAUGUUCGGUCUCACACUAAGUGUAUGGCUUUAUCAAAUGAAAUAAAUUGUAUAUGAAA
Messenger RNA from Anarrhichthys ocellatus (wolf-eel), 2983 nucleotides. RefSeq names its product V-set and transmembrane domain-containing protein 2-like protein. The record is from RefSeq and is a predicted model, not a curated record. The transcript has 4 exons. The coding region runs from base 235 to 1008 and encodes 257 amino acids. Gene Ontology annotation, cellular component: membrane. Lineage: Eukaryota; Metazoa; Chordata; Actinopteri; Perciformes; Anarhichadidae.